Malus domestica (apple) is the source of this 2704-nucleotide messenger RNA. RefSeq names its product putative pentatricopeptide repeat-containing protein At3g49142. Gene Ontology annotation, biological process: RNA modification. Gene Ontology annotation, molecular function: zinc ion binding; protein binding; RNA binding. Gene Ontology annotation, cellular component: intracellular membrane-bounded organelle. The record is from RefSeq and is a predicted model, not a curated record. Lineage: Eukaryota; Viridiplantae; Streptophyta; Magnoliopsida; Rosales; Rosaceae.
UUCUUUUUUUCUUAUUUUUUGGCAACAAAAGAGUUCUUUUCUUUUAUAUUAGCAUUUAGCAUUAGGUUGAAAGUUGUCGAGGUGAUAGCAAAAGUAGGGAAGUAGAAGCAAGAGGUCUUAAAAAAAAAAUUGUGUAAUAAAGCUUCUGAAACACAAAAAAAAGUUAUUGGCUUAUUAAAUUAUUUAUUGAGUCAUGAAAAAAUUCUUUUGUAUUCUUAUCUCAUUCAAUUUUAUAUUAUUUCUAUCAGUGUAAGAGUUAUCCUAAUCAGCAGUUCUACCGAAGUUUCUCGAAAGAUUUGUCGUUGCUAAACUAAACUAACCCAAACCCAUGUUCACAACACCACAGUCCAAUUCAUGAGAGCCAUUACUCCCAUUUCCCGCCAGUUUACAACUGCCAGACAACUACCAGCCAUCAUAACAUCUACUCGAAAAACCGAACCUUUCCUACAGGACCCAGUUCUUGCACACCAAGUGUUUGGUAAAAUACUUGAUCAAAUCCCAGAUAUCAAAACACUGAAGAAACUCCAUUCCAGCAUCCUCGUCAACCAAAAUCUCCAUUCGGACGCAUCGCUGGGCAUCAAACUCAUGAGGGCCUAUGCUGCUUGCGGAGAACCAGGAAUCGCACGCCACAUAUUCGACGAAAUUCCUGAGAAGAAUGUUGUCUUCUUUAAUGUCAUGAUCAGGAGCUAUGUGAACAACCAUUUGUACCAUGAUGCUCUUCUUGUUUACAAAACUAUGUCUGCCAAGGGUUUUAACCCGGAUAAUUAUACGUUCCCUUGUGUGCUGAAGGCGUGUUCCGGGUCGGAUAAUUUGUGGGUUGGGUUGCAAAUUCAUGGUGCUGUUGUGAAAGUUGGCCUUGAUGUGAAUUUGUUUAUUGGGAAUGGUUUGAUUGCCAUGUAUGGGAAAUGCGGUUGUUUGGUGGAGGCUCGGAGUGUUCUAGAUGAGAUGCCGUGUAAAGAUGUGGUUUCUUGUAAUUCUUUGGUUGCCGGGUAUGCUCAAAAUGGACUGUUCAAUGAUGCGUUAGAGGUUUGUAGGGAAAUGGAGGCGUUCGGGCUUAAACCAGAUGCCGGUACCAUGGCUAGCCUAUUCCCGGCUGUGUCCAACACUUCAUCGGAGAACGUUUUGUCUGUUAAGGAUAUGUUUAUGAAAUUGGUGAAAAAGAGUUUGGUUUCGUGGAAUGUGAUGAUAGCGGUGUAUGUAAAUAAUUUAAUGCCCAGUGAAGCAGUUAAUAUUUUCUUACAGAUGGAGGCGAGUGGAAUAGAGCCUGAUGUAGUCACAAUCGCCAGUGUUCUUCCCGCUUGUGGGGAUCUUUCGGCUCUGUUGUUAGGGAAACGAAUUCAUGAAUAUGUUGAGAAAAAGAGACUCAGGCCAAAUUUGUCGUUGGAGAAUGCAUUGAUCGACAUGUAUGCUAAGUGUGGAUGUUUACAAGAUGCAAGAGAAGUAUUUGAUGCCAUGAAAUUUCCGGAUGUUGUAUCAUGGACUUCAAUGAUGUCUGCCUAUGGUAGGUGUGGACAAGGUCGUGAUGCCAUGACACUCUUUAGGAAAAUGCAAGAUUCGGGCCUGAUUCCGGAUUCAAUUGCAUUUGUAUCGGUAAUGGCCGCGUGCAGCCACGCAGGAUUGCUGGAUGAGGGACAGCAUUACUUUAAAAUGAUGACUGAGGAGUACAGGAUAGAGCCUAGGAUAGAACACUGUGCUUGCAUGGUUGAUUUGUUUGGGCGUGCUGGAAAAGUGGAUGAGGCUUACAGUUUUGUCAAACAGAUGUCACUGGAGCCUAAUGAAAGAGUGUGGGGUGCUCUGCUUAGUGCUUGCCGGGUAUACUCUAACAUGAACGUUGGACUUCUAGCUGCUGAUCGCCUUUUCCAAUUGGCUCCCGAGCAGUCAGGUUAUUAUGUCUUGUUAUCAAACAUCUAUGCAAAAGCCGGUAGAUGGCAAGAUGUCACAACUGUCCGAUCAAUAAUGAAGAGCCGAGGAAUCAAGAAAAUUCCCGGUGUCAGCAAUGUUGAGCUCAACGAUCAGGUCCAUACUUUUCUUGCUGGUGAUAGAUCACAUCCUCAAUCUAAAGAAAUAUACGAAGAGUUAGACGUGUUGGUAGGGAAAAUGAAGGAGUUAGGCUAUAUCCCUGAGACUGAUUCCGCUCUCCAUGAUGUCGAGGAGGAGGAGAAGGAAUGCCAUCUAGCAGUUCACAGCGAGAAGUUGGCAGUAGUGUUUGCCAUUCUAAAUACAGAGCCAGGGACACCGAUCAGAAUUACCAAGAAUCUUCGUGUUUGUAGCGAUUGUCAUAUUGCAAUUAAGCUCAUUUCCAAAAUAGCGGAACGGGAAAUUGUUGUCAGGGAUACUAAUCGCUUCCACCAUUUCAAGGACGGUUUAUGUUCUUGCGGAGAUUAUUGGUGACUGAUAAGCCUCCACCCGCUACUCGCACAAUGUUGCCCUGUACCUCGGACUUCUUAAAACCUUCAAGCGCAAGACAUGAACUAAAUGACUGUGGAUGGUGACUGCGUUGGUAGAGCAUCAUGUGGUCAGUGGCGGUUUUGGGCAUGUGCAUAUAGGUGCCCUUGCACUGGGCCGCCAACCCUAAAGGCCCCCCUAAAAGAUGAUGUCAUCUACAUAUGUAACAACUUGGUUUGUGGCAAAACUUUAAUCUUUGAAUUUUUUUCAGCGUGUGAAUAAGAGAAAUAUGAUCUAUGUUUUUAGUUUGGUUAUGACA